AUGAAGUUAUCUUCAGCUCUGGCUUUCGUGCUGGUUCUCCCACUCACCUGGGCUCAGGUUCCUCACUGGGGUCCGUGUCCAGAACCGUCUGUUCAACCUGCGUUCAACCUCAAGCUGUUCAUGGGCAGGUGGUUUGAAAUUGCCAAACUGCCGGCCCAGUUUGAGAAGGGCCGAUGCAUCGAGACCAACUUCACCAUGAGGACGGACAAGUCCAUCCGAGUGGUCAGCUCUGAAAUACUAAAAGGAGAGCUGAGGAAAAUCGAAGGCAACGGAGUCAUAGAAGACAUUAAGAAUCCGGCCAAGCUGGGGAUAAGUUAUUCCUAUGUCCUGCCCUACUCCCCGUAUUGGAUCCUGUCCACGGACUACACCACCACGGCUCUGGUGUAUUCCUGCACAGACAUCCUCAGGCUCUUCCACGUGGACUUUGCCUGGAUCCUGAGCCGAACACGAACCCUACCCGACGCCACCGUGGAGAAGGCCAAGGAGACCUUCGGCAACAACAACAUCGACGUGAGCAGGAUGAUUGCCAGCAAGCAGCAGGGCUGUGACAAAACCCUGUGA
Molecule: messenger RNA, 561 nt
Organism: Limanda limanda (common dab)
Lineage: Eukaryota; Metazoa; Chordata; Actinopteri; Pleuronectiformes; Pleuronectidae
Gene: apoda.1
Product: apolipoprotein Da, duplicate 1
Exons: 4
Coding region: 1-561 (186 amino acids)
Biological process (GO): tissue regeneration; lipid transport; brain development
Molecular function (GO): lipid binding
Source: RefSeq, a predicted model, not a curated record